AUGAUCACCGAGCCCUGGCAUGAGGCUGAAGCCACCAGCAAGCCAGUAUAUGAUCUUUCCGAGGCCUCCGUGGACAGUGAAGCUGAUGACUACUCUGCAGACUUACCUGGAGAGUUCCAAAAUUCAGACUAUAAUGGCCCACCAGUUGAAAGCACUACAACAUUAGCUGAAGAGAAGGAUGUAAACCAGGCCUCUGUGACAACAACCAUUGUCACAGAGCAAGAUGAAGAUCAAAUCUCCACUGAGAAAGACACCUUCACAGAGCAGGUUAAAGACCGGGCCUCCAUACAGAAUGCAACCUCCAUGGAGCAACAUGUAGACCGGGAGUCCACAAAGAUUGCCACUCUCAUUGGGCCAGAGACAGACCAGGCAUCCACACAGAUUACCUCCUCCAUGGGACAGGAUGAAGCCCAAGAGUCCAAGCCAAUCACCACUUCCGUGGGAGUAGAUAGGAAUCAGGCCUCCAUGCAGAUGGCCACCUCCAUAAGGCAAGAUGUAGAGACAGCCAUUUCCAUGGAUAUGUCAAAUUCUGGGGACAAAGAUGAGAACCCAGAUUCUCCAAGCCAUAACCAGGAGAAUCCUGAAGAAGUCACAUCUCUGCUGUCCCAAGGCCCAGUGGUCCCGCAAAUGUUUGUGGGCUUCCAGAAUCCAGUGUGGGACAGACUAGCUGAAAAUAACCGUGCAAGUCGGAGCCGCACAGUUUCCGCAAGUGACUCCCAGAACCUGGAGAAGACAGCAGAAAAGCUCAGUGUUCCUGAAGGGGAGCCAGAAACAGCUGCCCCCUCUGAAGAUGGCCAGUCUUCUGUGGGAGCUGCUGACGCAACCACUUUGGAUACCAGUAGUCCUGACCAAGAGAGCAUGGGUAUCACCAAGUGUGCUGAGCAGGAAGCUGAAGGCGUCAAGGCCUCGAACCCCAAAAGCAAAGCUAGAUCCCAGGUGCUGACCAGGGAGGAUUUAUCUAACAACUCAAGUACCCUGCAGACUUCCCCACCUUCCCCCAGCUCCCCAGCGGGCAGUGCACCUCCCUCUCCAGAUCCCAGCCACACGUCCCAGGGCAGGACUCUUCUAGACCCCAGCCUGUACAGGCCUGACGUGGAGAAUGACUACAUGCGUUCCAUGACUAGCCUGCUGGGCGGUGGUGAAGGCUCCAUCAGCUCUCUUGCAGACAUCCUGGUGUGGUCAGACACAGCCACGGGCAUGGGUUUGGCUGUGGGCUUUCUGGCUUCAGGCCGCAGCUCUCCAGCUGACAGGCUACAUGAUGAGGGUCCCAGCCUGCACACCGUCUCCAGCCUCUUAGGCAGUGCCAGGUCAGCUUUCUCCUCAGGGUUGGUGGCUGGAACUGGCUCGGCCCUGCGCUCAGUCACACACCUCCUGGAGUCUGUGGAGAGACGAACUGUGGAAGGCAUCCGUUCAGCUAUGCGCUACCUGGCCAACCACUUCACCCCACGCUGGUCCCGCGCUGGCCCCAGUAGCGACUAA
This is a messenger RNA of Cricetulus griseus (Chinese hamster), 1479 nucleotides long. NCBI's taxonomy places the organism in Eukaryota, Metazoa, Chordata, Mammalia, Rodentia, Cricetidae. The record is from RefSeq and is a predicted model, not a curated record.